AUGGUUGCAGGAAGUGGCGGAGGCGCCGUUUCUCACAAUAUACUUCGAACUGAUCCUACAUUUAACCUUUAUGCCUAUGGUACUCCUGGUGGAAAUUUUGAAUCAGUGACAAAUUACAGAUAUACUCAGGGUGGAACCCAAUUAUUAGGGGAACUUGGACGAGGAGGCCAUGGUUAUUCAGAUCCCUCCACCUAUGGAUGUGCAACUGGGGGUGGCGGCGCCGGAUAUCGAGGAGGAUAUCAUAAUAUUCCACAUCCAUCACCUGCAGAGAUAAGCCAUGGAGGUCCUGGAGGAAGCUCAUACAUAAGUGGUCACCCCGAUUGCAUUUCUCCAUUAGGAGGGAGAGUCCACCAUUCCGGAAUUAAAUUCCUAAAUCCAGUCAUGAUUUCCGGAAGUGAAUCAAUGCCACAGCCAGAUGGAACGUAUGACGUAGGACAUAAAGGGUCAGGAGUUGCUAAAAUAACUAUACUACCAUACUUUGAAUUUUCAUGCAACCAGAAAUGCCUGACAUUUAAGAAUUCCUUAUUGUAUCUUGUUUUCAUACUUAUGUGA
Molecule: messenger RNA, 552 nt
Organism: Trichomonas vaginalis G3
Lineage: Eukaryota; Parabasalia; Trichomonadida; Trichomonadidae
Product: glycine-rich protein family
Exons: 1
Coding region: 1-552 (183 amino acids)
Source: RefSeq, a predicted model, not a curated record